AUGUUCUCUGAAUAUGCCUCAAGAUUUCUUGCUCAGUCACAGUCACGAGUAACCUCUCGGCCAGAUGAGAUUCAAAGAACGGGUCGUAGCCGCCCUAAUCAACACCAAGGCAACCCUCGGCACCCCUCAUCACGCUCCUUCUUACGACCUAGCGAUCCUUAUCGACCGGGUGCAUCCCAAACAUCUCAAUUUCCUUUUGCCCCUCGUGGCUCGGUUCAACAAGCUCCCCUGUUCUUCAGUGCCACUGAUGAAUUCCGAGAGGAGGAUGACGAAACAGAACGUGAGCGAGAAAUCGCUGAUUUCUAUGCACUCCAACGAUCAAGACGGCAUUUUGGCGACAGCAACUUGAAGGAAUCUUCUGAACUUGACGAUUCUGAGCGUUCAGGUUUCGAGGAGCAAAGCUCACCAUAUGAUGAUCGUCCUGGCAAAGGCAUCAAGAGCUCAUGGCGGGGAGAAGAAGGUGUUUUUAGUGCUCGCCCUUUUCCUAUCGAGUCUGUGGCAGAAGCCCCUGAGAAUGAACCGGCAUCUCUAUCCAAACCAAGCAGUAGCAAAGUUCGAGGUCAUCUGGUUGAUGUCGGUCUGGAGGAUUCUUUACGGACCGAUCUUGACGAUGACCAGGCGUUAUCUAGUCCCAGUGCCAGCGAUCCACCUGUCCAACGAUUCCGAGAACGAGGACUACCGAAGGAUCCUUCUGGUCACAGCCAGCAUGGACCUACUGUAGAGCAGGCUGAGCUUUUAUCACAAGAUGCUCGACGGCCGCCCAGCUCAGCAAGCUCAUUCCCAGCAUCGAUAUCACCGCUAGCCUCAGAAAACACAGUGCACGACGCCUUUUGGGGCCAGUUGUUUUUGAUAUCUCUCGCGGGAUUGUUUGCUUCUGCAUUUCUUGUGUGGCUCCACACAUCUACGCCAUCUGGGGACAAAUCAAGAUGGGGCGAUACAAUAUACAUGACUGUCCAUGGAUCUUUCUUCCUCCUCGGGAUAUAUACUAUUGUGUCGAUUCUUGUGUCCCUUCUUUGGUUGGCUUUACUACGAUCCUAUGUGCGACUUCUGGUCCAUGUGAUUCUAGUCGCCGUUCCCAUUAUCUUAUACUCUUUCUCCUUAUAUCCUUUCAUCUCAAGUUUCAAGGGACCAUGGCAUGGGACGAGUAUCCAAGACAAGGCGAUGAGAUGGGGCUCUGCUGUCCCGUUCCUCGUAGCUACCACGUGGAUCUACAAUGUUGUGCGUGGCCGUCAGUCCAUAGGGAAGGCCAUAGGCAUUCUUGAGUUUGCCUGUCGAAUCUUGGCCGCCAAUCCCGAGCUUCUUGCUCUUGGUCUGAGUGCCUUAGUCUGUGUUGUCUCCUGGACAUGGAUCUGGAUGCUGAUGUUCACUCGCGUUUUCUUGGGCGGUCAUCUCGUUAGCUCAAAAUCGUUCAUUAUUGACGUGGGUAGCUGGUGGCUCGGCAUCUAUUUCGUUGUUGUUUAUCUAUGGUCAAUCGGUGUCAUUGCAGGCAUCCAGCGUGCUGUCACUGCUGCGACAGUGAGCCAGUGGUAUUUCCAUCGUUUAGCCACACCUGCCCCCACCUCGAGGCAAAUUGUUCAGGCAGCCAUCGUUCACGCUGGCACAACUCUCUUCGGCACGAUCUCUUUGUCUAGACUACUGGGCCUAUUGGUUCGAGCUCCUCUUCUCUUAUUACCAGGUCGCAUCUCCUCAUUGCUCAGUCUGUUCGCCUAUUCGCUCGUCCCCACCCCAAUUACUUACUUGACCAAUCCUCUUUCUCUCACUUAUGCAGCGAUUCAUUCGCAGCCUCUUGCCGCUUCCUCCCGGGGGUUGAGCCAAAUGACUAUUCUUGCCCCAUCGGCGGCCUCGACGUCUUUACACCCCCAUUCCUAUUCUCGGUCCCCCGGGGACUCGCAGUCUUUACUUUCAUACCGGCUGUCCAAGUUGAUCCUCUACGCUGCCCGUUUCAUGAUGUCCUUGGCCUUAGGAUUUGGUGGCUGGGUGACCACUGCUCGGAGCCUGACAACCUCUGCGUCCGGUGGCACCAUUCGUGGCAGCCUUUAUGCCUACGUCGUCGGCCUCAUUGCUGGAACAAUUGGCUGGACUACACUGGGUGCAAUGGAAGGUGUGAUCGCAGAUAUUGUAGAUGCAGCGGUCAUUUGCUGGGCAAGCGAAGUCGGUAUUUACGGCAGAGAAGCCCGGUAUUGCCGUGAGGCUGGUUGGCUCUUUGGUGAUUCGCAACCUCGCUUCGGACAUGAAUAUCAAGAGGUCUAA
This is a messenger RNA of Penicillium hordei, 2250 nucleotides long. RefSeq lists its product as uncharacterized. The transcript has 2 exons. Gene Ontology annotation, cellular component: plasma membrane. Gene Ontology annotation, molecular function: transmembrane transporter activity. Lineage: Eukaryota; Fungi; Ascomycota; Eurotiomycetes; Eurotiales; Aspergillaceae. Bases 1 to 2250 code for a protein of 749 amino acids. The record is from RefSeq and is a predicted model, not a curated record. Gene Ontology annotation, biological process: transmembrane transport.